CGAAAUGGCUCUCGGGGCAUCUCUCUCUCUCUCUCUCUCUCUCUCUCUCUCUCUUAAAAGUAGAUAUAAAGUCUAUAGCCAAAACAAGAGACGCUUCCGUAACAGAAGGUCUCUAGGCAUAAAAAUGCAGCAGGGCGGAGGAUCUGACACGGAAGUCACAUGGGAGGACCAGCAGAAUAUCAACAAAUUCGGAAGGUUGAAUAAUCGCUUUCACGAGCUCGAGGAUGAUAUCAAAAUCGCCAAGGAAACUUGCGACAACUUGGAGGAUGCCAGCAAUGAGCUGAUUCUCACAGAUGAGGAGGUGGUACGAUUUCAGAUAGGAGAGGUGUUUGCCCAUGUGCCAAAGGAUGAAGUUGAGAGCAGGAUCGAGGAAAUGAAGGCGGUGACAACUGAGAAAUUGGAAAAUCUGAAAGAGGAGAAGGAAUCCGUGCUUGCAGAGAUGGCUGAACUGAAGAAAAUUUUGUACGGAAAGUUCAAGGACUCGAUCAAUCUUGAGGAGGAUUAAUGGCUUUUUCUUUCUUUUUUUCUCCUGUAGAUUUGUAGACUAUGUUAAUGUGAUUUCCAUGCUUCUUGUCGGACCUUACGCCCUGUUUGCUCCAUUGGAAUUGGUUUUGAUAGAGAUGGAAAUGGAUAUGAAGGUGGAGAUAAAUAUGAAAUUAGUUAUGGAA
This is a messenger RNA of Prosopis cineraria, 668 nucleotides long. Its product is annotated as probable prefoldin subunit 4. Lineage: Eukaryota; Viridiplantae; Streptophyta; Magnoliopsida; Fabales; Fabaceae. Gene Ontology annotation, biological process: protein folding. The record is from RefSeq and is a predicted model, not a curated record. Gene Ontology annotation, cellular component: prefoldin complex; cytoplasm. The transcript has 3 exons. The coding region runs from base 5 to 505 and encodes 166 amino acids.